CCGCGGCCUUUAAGACACGGCCACUCCUCCUCCCGGAUUGCUGCAGAGACUUUGCCUUUACGGAUUUAACCGGCUCCGGGACUGUGAUCCCAACAUCCCCGACAGGGAGAGCGGGCGUCCUGUGCUGCGGCCGGGCCAGGCAGGAUGGUGUCCUGGAUCAUCUCCAGACUGGUGGUGCUGCUAUUUGGCACUUUAUAUCCGGCAUACUCAUCAUAUAAGGCUGUCAAGACAAAAAAUGUUAAAGAAUAUGUAAAAUGGAUGAUGUACUGGAUCGUGUUUGCCUUUUUCUCCACUGCGGAAACUUUAACUGACAUUAUCCUCUCCUGGUUUCCUUUCUAUUUUGAGCUGAAAAUUGCAUUUGUGAUUUGGCUCCUUUCACCCUACACUAAAGGCUCAAGUGUGUUGUAUAGGAAAUUUGUGCACCCAACUCUGUCUAGUAAAGAAAAGGAGAUUGAUGAGUACAUUGCCCAGGCGAGAGACAAGAGCUAUGAAACUAUGAUGCGUGUGGGCAAAAGAGGCUUAAAUCUUGCUGCGAAUGCAGCAGUAACUGCAGCUUCAAAGGGUCAAGGGGUAUUGUCAGAGAAGUUGCGGAGUUUCAGCAUGCAGGAUUUAACUUUGAUACAAGAGGAUGAUGCUGUGCACUUGCAGAGUCCAGAGCCUCGGCUACGCAGUGCCUCCAGCGGACUAGUGGAGACCGUUGUGGAUCAAGCCUCAUCCAACUGUUUAGCUGCUGAGGAACAACGACCCAUGAAGUCAGAUGGAGACCAGACAGAUGUAAAAUCGGAACCCUCAGAUGACGAUGCUGUGGAAAAAGCACCAAAACGUACAGCAAGUGUCAAAAUUGUGAAGAAAGUUACAAAAGUUGAGCCACAAACCAAGAAUUUAAAGGCGCGCCCCAAGAAGAAACCUACAGGAACCACUGUGCCUGGAGAGACAGCAUGAAAACAUGUCUUUUCUGUCCAGAUUUUACCUUAUACGCUGCUGAUUUAAAAAUCUUUGGAGGACCAUGUGCUUUAAUAGCAACAACUACUACUUUUAGGAUCACUCCACAUCUGGUGGUCAGUAUUUGAGAGAAAACACGUCUAUUAAAAUUGUAUACAGUAAUUAUGUAUUUGACCGACACACUACAAUGUGUGAUAUAUGUGAUAUUCAGAUGGUGCUGAGAUCCACAUCCAGUACUGUUCUCAGUGAUAACAAUUGUAGUAAUGAAUCCUAUAAAGACGCUGCUGCAGAUCUUUUAUCAACCAGACUACUACAAUAGGUGCUCCGUAUUCUGCUAACACUUAUAGUUUUCAGUGGCCUCUAUAGUGCAAAUAAUAAGAAUUUAUAUAUAUUUUUGUUGUUUUAAUCUAGAAAUGGCAGCCAAUAUUGUCUGUAUACCUUACCUAUCCUAAAAGCUUUUAGUGUGCUCAUACACAGGAUAUAGUAUAGAUGAGGCUGAAUUACGCCGGCGGUCAUUUAUACAGUAUAGCAAUGCACAGAAAUACUUACUAGUUUUCGAUGAACUGGAAUGCUUUUAUGCAGAAUUUUAGCCAAUGACAGAAAUGGAUUUUCUUGCAUGAAUGGCAGGCACUACAGAAUGUGAUAUUAUGGAAGAGACUUGAUAUUGAGAUCAGAAAAUGAAAUGGUUAAAAUUGGCAGCAGUGAUGACCACAGGCCUUUAGCUGGUUAGAUUGUAAGUUAACAGGGAGGGCUGUGUUACCAUGCAAGGUUAUGAACUGUGAGAACAUAAAAGAAUGUAGCUCAAAAGCUCUCGGCCAUGUUUGGUGGAAGAUUUACGAGAUGCCUUGGUUUCAGAUGAAUGGAUACCUAUGAAUGUUGACAGAACUUAAUAUGGAAGUAUACAUGUAAAUAUUUUUACUAUUUGUAGAUUAGACAUAUUAAGGUAAGAUGAUUUUCAGGUUGGGAACAGGCCUAUUGGCGGCAGUACUGUUCAUAGGUUGCAGAUGUUCAUUCUUCAGAGACGAGGUUCAUCCAGAAUUCACGGAGAACCACACUGAUCCUUGACAAUGUGCUUUAGGUCAAAUCAUGAAGAUGAGUUUGUGUUUACAGUCACUUUACACUGUCUAUAAGAUGUCCAGCACCUCUCCAUUUUAUACAUUUCUUCGCAUAAUGCUGCCGCCAACAGCAAGAUUGCCUUUGUGAAGCAUAAUCAACACUGCUGUUCUCAAAAUAGCUGGUAGUUAAUAGGUAUGUGUGGUUAGAAAUUACAGAUUGCCACUGCUUCCGUAGCCUUUCUGUUCAGCCUAUUCGCAAGUAAGCUAUGUAAUUAUAUCUAAAAGCAAAAAUAAACCUUAAUAUGGAGUGCGGAUAUAGAACAAGGACGAUAAUUAUGAGCCAUACAUUCUGCUGGCUAAUCCUGGAGAACACAGAUAUUGGACAGUGGGAAAUAGAAGGGUUGAUCUUUUGAGCCCGUUAAGAAGAAGAUUGUUUCAGACGGGCUCAUUGUCACCAACUAUAAGCAUGUGCAUACCUGUUCUUAAGGUACUUCUGCACAUGAAUGUUAAGUUGACCCAAACAGACAACCAAAGCGAUUAUUUAUCGGGUGAAAUGUCAGAACGAGCGAUCAUUUUAGCAGACCGAUGAAAGACCAUCACCAUCUAAAAAGAAGUUGGUCAUGUUUGAAAGAUUUUUCUGAUAGUUACAUAAAAAAAUCUUUUGUUUAAAGAAAGAUCGUUCAUGGACAGACAAUAUAGUUUGCCCUUCUCUUGGUGUCAUUGAUCAUUUAUGAUCAGUUUGAACGAAUGUAACCAGUGUUAAUGGCUUCAAAACGAUCCAUCUCCAGAUAAUUGUUCAUUCAAGAGUUGUUCAACCAUCAGCCUUCUUCUAGAUAAUGUGUAUGGUCACCUUUAGUGUAGAGAAAGCGUUGUCCUCUACGCAUUGUCCUGAUUUCAAGGUGGGGAAGAAGACAAAUAUUUGAAAUAAGGAAGUCUUGGAGAGCAGAUGACUGGCACAGAUUGAAUACAUGUGCACCAGUCAUUCAUGGUUUUCAGCAAGAGACAUCAUAGUGGAUAUAUUGGCCAGGUCUGUACCCUAUAUCAUACCAUAAAGGUCAAUGGCUACCUUAAGGAGAAUGGUAAUGCCCAGUGAUCGCCCAUCUCUGCCCAGAAAAUAAGAUGGAGUGGUGGGAACAGCACUGUUGUGUGAUACUUAGCAGGUUCAUUCCAUAAGUACAUAUAUAAAUAGCCUUAAUCCAUUCUGUAGCCAGUGGUUAUAAGCCCUGACAGUACAGCUUACUUGCAGUUCAGUUGUUUCUGGAUAUUUUAGUUUAGUCCAUUGUACAAUCAACCACAGGGAUGCUGAGCAUGAUCACUUCUCUUAGACAGUUUGCAAUCACACAUGUAGUCUUAAAUGAGUAAGCCCCUUGAUUGUUAAGCUUCUUGGAGCAGAUACUGUGCCAGGCCUGCUGCUGGUUCCCAGCUCUACAGGUUUGCUGGCCUGAUGUUUACUUGAAUCAGUAACUGGAAUCGCUAUAUGGGAGAUAAAGGGAUGGCGACAUUUGGUCAGUGAUGACUUUUAGUUUGAUUUGCACUUUCGAUUGUAUGAAAUAAUUUUCAUGUGCAUUUAUUUUGAAGUAUUUUUAUGAACACUUUAUUUUGGAUGGGUUUUGGAAUAUAAAAAAGUAGUCAUUUUAGGGAGGUACUGUUUCUCAUUGUAUAGACACAGCAGUAUAUGGAGACUUAUUUUUCAGAAAAUGCCCCAUGGGAAAAAAGUAUGCAAAAUAGCUCAUACCAGCCAUUGUGUCUUUGGUUUGUCUGGCGUGAGCUAUUUUCCAUGGUUAUUUUACAUUAACAGCAACAGAUGGCCAAUUCUUAUAAUGAUUUGUAAUUGAAGAGUAGGUACUUAGGUGGCACUUGCAAAGUUGGUAGCAUUUUGAUUUUCUAGUUUACAUUUUGUGAAGAGAUUUAGGCAUGUCAGAAGACUAUAGUGAUGGGGGACUGUGUGGCCAAACCCCCGUAGUUCCAGAUAGUGAUUACUGUAUCACUG
Messenger RNA from Bufo bufo (common toad), 3987 nucleotides. It is a transcript of the gene REEP2, whose product is annotated as receptor accessory protein 2. Gene Ontology annotation, biological process: endoplasmic reticulum tubular network organization. Lineage: Eukaryota; Metazoa; Chordata; Amphibia; Anura; Bufonidae. The record is from RefSeq and is a predicted model, not a curated record. Bases 145 to 942 code for a protein of 265 amino acids. Gene Ontology annotation, cellular component: endoplasmic reticulum tubular network; endoplasmic reticulum membrane; cytoplasmic microtubule. The transcript is spliced from 8 exons. Gene Ontology annotation, molecular function: microtubule binding; taste receptor binding.